Messenger RNA from Rhincodon typus (whale shark), 1545 nucleotides. RefSeq names its product rho guanine nucleotide exchange factor 1-like. The coding region runs from base 164 to 805 and encodes 213 amino acids. The transcript has 9 exons. Gene Ontology annotation, molecular function: G protein-coupled receptor binding; guanyl-nucleotide exchange factor activity. The record is from RefSeq and is a predicted model, not a curated record. Lineage: Eukaryota; Metazoa; Chordata; Chondrichthyes; Orectolobiformes; Rhincodontidae. Gene Ontology annotation, biological process: G protein-coupled receptor signaling pathway. Gene Ontology annotation, cellular component: cytoplasm.
UGUGUGUUGGGAGGGUGGGGCGUAUCUUUGAGCCCAUGCUGUGGCCGAUGUGCCGCCUUGUGUGUCUUUUUUGUUUCCCGAUGCUUCUGAACGGGCUCGCCAGCUGGAGUUGAGCGCUCAGCGAGGCAGGAGUGGCGCGGGUGCCCAGCAGCCUGUGCCCACCAUGGACCUGGACGAUGGCCACGAGGCGCGCUUGCUGUUCGGAAAGGCUCACGGCUCCAGCAAUCCGGCCAUGUUAAUCAUCGGGGCUGAGGACGAGGAGUUUGAGAAUGACAUCGAUCCGACGGUGGAUGAUUAUUGCAGCCACUUCCAAUGCAUUGAUUUGCUGAAGGAUCGGCCGACCUACCUGAUCAUCUUUCUCCAUCACGUUAUCCUGCAGUUCGACGCCUCGCAUGUGCUGUGUUAUCUCCAUGGGGAGAUGUUUAAAGGAGCCAAUGUCAAAGAUUCUCGCAGAAUGUUUGUGGAUUAUUUUCACACCUUUCUGGAUAGAGGAGCGGUUCUCAAGGUACCAGUUCCACAUGAUAUCUCUUUUGAGCUGGACCGCUGCCGUCCUGAUCUGCUUUGCGACGAAGGUGUGAAAAAGAUUGUUAAAGAUAUGCAGAAAGUCACUGCUGUGGAGAUAUACAGCCAGCUGGAAGAUUUCAGGAACAAGCGGAUGAUGGGGAUGACCAUCGGAGAAAAGGAAUUGUCCGAACUCGAUUGCGAACGCCAGAUGGACCCAGCGGCCUACGAAAUGAAAGAGAGGAUGUUGGCGGAACAGCUGUUACCCAAGGUCGAGGAGGCCACCCUGGAAUAUACUGAAUGACCCAGCCUCGAAUAUACUGAAUGACCCAGCCUCGAGAGCCCUCUGUGGCAAAGAAUUGAACAGAUUCACUCCCCUCUGAGAGAAGAAAUUCCUCCUCAUGUCUGUACUACAUGGGUGACCCCUUAUUCUGAGAUUACUCCUGGUGGUCUUACAAGCUCUCUGCAUCUACCCUAUCAAACCCUCCAAGAAUCUCGUACGUUUCAACAAGGUCACCUCUUGUUCCAAACUCCAAUGAGUACCGGCUCAAUCUCACCAAGUUUUACACAGAUGCGCCAUAGAAAGCAUUCUAUCUGAGUCCAUCACAGCUUGGUAGACAACUGCUCUGCCAUAAGAAACUGCAGAGAGUUGUGAACACGGCCCAGUCCAUCACACAAGCCAACCUUCCAUCCGUUGACUCAAUCUACACUUCUCGCUGCUUCGGGAAGGCGACCGACAUCAUCAAAGACCCCUCUCACCUCGGUGAUCAUCUCUUCCAACCUCUUCCGUUAGGCAGAAGACACCAAAGCUUAAACACACGUAGCGAAACAGGUCCCAGCUUCUUCCCCGCUGUUAUUAGACUGGACUUCUCAAAUUUCAAAUCUAGUGUUGAUCUCGCCUUCUGUGCAACCUCUCUGCAGCUGUAUUCCUCGGUCUGUUCACCCUGUGGUUUUCGUAUGUUACGAUCCGCCUGUACUGCUCGCAAAACAGAAGUUUUCACUGUGCCUCGGGACGUAUGACAAUUACAAAUCAAAUCCAAUAAA